Messenger RNA from Aspergillus melleus, 432 nucleotides. RefSeq lists its product as uncharacterized. The transcript has a single exon. Gene Ontology annotation, cellular component: Golgi apparatus; perinuclear region of cytoplasm; endoplasmic reticulum. Lineage: Eukaryota; Fungi; Ascomycota; Eurotiomycetes; Eurotiales; Aspergillaceae. Gene Ontology annotation, biological process: positive regulation of protein ubiquitination; ubiquitin-dependent protein catabolic process; metal ion transport. The record is from RefSeq and is a predicted model, not a curated record. The coding region runs from base 1 to 432 and encodes 143 amino acids.
AUGUCCUUCCAGCUCGUCGGGUUCCUGCUUACAUAUCUCCUCCACACUACACAUGCGGCAAAGAAUGGAAGUCGAGCGGGUCUGGGUCUCACCCUGGUGCAGUACGGUUUUUAUAUGAAGGGUGGCAGUGAAUCUCGAGGGGGCGAAGAGGGCUCCGACCAGUAUGUCACGCCAUCCGACCCCAACAGCCACAACUUCGAUCCCAACUCGGUCAACGAGACCUCGGGUGGUGACGGAGGCGGCACUGCGGGCAUCAGCACGAGUGACUGGAUAUCGUACAUCCUGAUGAUCGUGGGGUGGUUCAUCCUGAUCCGGGCCAUCAGCGAUUUCCUACGAGCUCGACGGCACGAACAGUUGGUUCUGCAGAGCCCAGAUCGAGGGUUGGGAGUUCCGGUCAUCGCGGAAGGCGAGCGAUCGGAGACCGUUGUCUAA